AUGGCUGUUUCCACCUCUCUCUUUGUUCUCCUCUCCUUCAUAUCUUCUGGCCUCUCUGGAGUAUCUAUGGUCUAUUUUGUUCUAUUUCUGCUGGAUUGGGUUCCUCAUAGCUUCUCCUCUGUUAGUCGUGUUGGAGUACUGAGUCCAGUUAUAGUUUCAUGGUCUCCAUUACUCAAUAACUUAGUACUGGUCUCUCUCUUCUGCCUCUUUCACAGUCUACUAGCAAGACCCAGUAUCAAGGCAGCCAUUAAUUCAACUCUGGGUACAGUUGAUAAACAAUUCUCUACGAUAUUUGCAAUCACAGCUUCAGUCCUUCUACUGCUCAUCUCUUUAUGCUGGCAGCCAAUGACUCACAUCACAUUAUGGUCUGUGGAAAGAUGGCCUCUACUCCAAGCUAUUGUUAAAAGUGUCUGUGUCCUCAGUUGGCUGCUAGGCGGGUUAGCUGUGCUCUCCAUUAACAGGUUUCAGCUGUGCGGAGGCGAAAUAAUGGCAGAGUUCUUGUUUGGGGAACAGAAGUGGUUUCGUGUCCAGGGAGGUCUCGUCACUAGUGGAGUGUAUGGUUUAGUGCGUCAUCCUGCCAUGUUCUUCCUAAUCCUGGGUCUGUGGAUAACACCAGUCAUGAGCAUUGGUCACCUACUCAUUGCUGUCUUUAUGACAGCGUAUGUGACACUUGCUGUACAUUAUUUUGAAGAGCCGCAACUUAUCAAAGAGUUUGGAGAUAAUUAUAAGACGUAUAUGAAGAAAGUCCCUUAUCAAGUGAUUCCAUGCAUAAAAUAA
This is a messenger RNA of Amphimedon queenslandica, 777 nucleotides long. RefSeq names its product nurim-like. Gene Ontology annotation, cellular component: nuclear membrane. NCBI's taxonomy places the organism in Eukaryota, Metazoa, Porifera, Demospongiae, Haplosclerida, Niphatidae. The coding region runs from base 1 to 777 and encodes 258 amino acids. The record is from RefSeq and is a predicted model, not a curated record. The transcript has a single exon.